AUUCUUUUUUGGAAUUAGAGUCAAGCCAAGAUGUCUGUGUGUAAAAUGGGUUACGCACGAGCAAACAUCGCGAGUUUACCACGCCCCAGUAAAAAGCCCACGAUCUACGUGCUGACAGUCGUUUCAAUCCGUGCACUAUUUUUACUUUGAUACGUCACAAUGCCACGAUCGCGUUUUUACAACGACAUCCUACAGAUAUCGUCUAGAAGAAGCCUAAUAACUACACCGCGACUAAACAGAAAAGUCCCCAUAUAUAUGUUUGCUAACUCGACAUGUACCCCUGAGUCAACAUGCUGCAAUGUACCUAGGCGUAGGGCGCAAGUAGCCAGCGCUUCAAAAUGUGGUCCUGCUUAACGAAUGGAUUGGUUACGAUGAGUCGAUGGCAUUUACAUAGACGGAAACUUGCCUAGAGGCAAAAAAACAUAAGCGAACCCUACAUACUAGGUGGCCUGAAGAAAUUUAUAGGAAUUUUACAGGAAUUUACCCUAUUCGGAAAGUGAGCUAUCUACGACUCGUGGGUCUAGUCCAAGCUAUCAGCUCAACCAGACGGUCGGGUCAGCUAUGAAUGGAUGCUUCACAUAUAGGCCAUCACCAUUAUAUGUCGGUGAUGACGAUUGCAACAUACUCCCUUUAUCUUGAAUCUAUUCUUGGUUAUUCGGACACUACAUGUCUGCCUACCUUGUACCUUCUAACAUACUAUUUUCUUUUUAUCUUAGCUUAUGGUUACGGCCGUUCUCAUUAUCUUCUACGUUUUCUUCGACUCCGUGGUUCUUAUCAAGAACGAAGCCGUUUUGAUUUCGCAUCUCACAGACAGGAAGAGCGCGACAAUUCCAACAAAACUCGAGCAAUACACGCUCUUCUUGGCUCCGGAAAAUAUUCAUUCAGCUCCAGAAUUCGCAUUAGCGCCCUCCUUGCAAGGUUUACGGUACUACUUAGCUGUAUAGACCAGUUGCCGCUAUUUGUUACUUCACUGACACCUUGUUUUAGACUUUUUUUUAUUUUUUUUUAUUUUUCCUUUAUUU
Molecule: messenger RNA, 1022 nt
Organism: Hypoxylon trugodes
Lineage: Eukaryota; Fungi; Ascomycota; Sordariomycetes; Xylariales; Hypoxylaceae
Exons: 1
Coding region: 720-944 (74 amino acids)
Source: RefSeq, a predicted model, not a curated record